AGGCUCAUCAUCUACCACGCCGGUACGCCGAGGAUCUUUGUGCUGGGCGCUCUCAAGAUCUCAGCCAUCUUCGUUCUCGGCUUCUUCGCCGUCGUGACCAUCCCGAGCUAUGUGCAGGCUGGCGCCCCAUGGUGGCAGACAGCAGGGCUCCUCGCCGCCGGAACCGUUCCCUUCCUGGCCAUCUGGCAUCUCACCUCGCCCAUGGUGAUGUGGGUCCACCUGCAGGUCCCGAAGGGCUUCCAGCGCAAUCAGUUGGCCGUUGAGAAGUUCGUCAAGCACGUCCCCGCCGACACAGAGGUCACCAUUACCACCAUGGGAACCAUAGGGAAACCCCGCGUCAGCCAGGUGCGCCUCCAGGAUCUGCGCUACGAGAGGCGCCGGCUGGGGCUGGUCAACUACGUCCGGGAUGUGAGCCGGGAGAAUGCGGUGAAGAAGUGGUAUCAGUCCGGGGCAGUGGGCGAAUUCAAGAUCGAGGAAGGGGCGGUUGCGCACAAGAAGUCUCAGCGGCCCUGGAUGUGGUAUAGUAUUAUGCAGGGUCUGAGAGAGAAGGAGAGGCGGGAGCUGGGAAGACAACAAUAG
Messenger RNA from Cryphonectria parasitica EP155, 579 nucleotides. RefSeq lists its product as uncharacterized. NCBI's taxonomy places the organism in Eukaryota, Fungi, Ascomycota, Sordariomycetes, Diaporthales, Cryphonectriaceae. The transcript is spliced from 2 exons. The annotation marks the transcript as partial. The record is from RefSeq and is a predicted model, not a curated record.